This is a messenger RNA of Corythoichthys intestinalis (scribbled pipefish), 2277 nucleotides long. It is a transcript of the gene nt5dc2, whose product is annotated as 5'-nucleotidase domain containing 2. Lineage: Eukaryota; Metazoa; Chordata; Actinopteri; Syngnathiformes; Syngnathidae. The transcript has 14 exons. Gene Ontology annotation, molecular function: 5'-nucleotidase activity. The record is from RefSeq and is a predicted model, not a curated record. The coding region runs from base 91 to 1875 and encodes 594 amino acids.
CAAACAGGGUGGUACGUGUGGCAGUGGCUUCGGUUCGGUUGUUGUUGACGGGCGUUUAAUCGUGUUAUUAAGCGGUUCUCCAAGCGCACAAUGUCCCUGAAAGUCGCGGCCACGUCGCUGACCCGCACACUUUGCAGCGGAGGAGGCCAAAAAUUCAACCACGCAUGUGGCGCGUCCCUACGCGGCCACAAUGGAACAAAAGCAGCAAGUAGUUUUUCUGUCUCGUCCGGGGGGGCGAGUGGCGACAUGCAAUCGUGCAGCGAGCCGCCCCUCAGGCCCGCCAAGGCGACCGGACAGCGAGCCGAGGAGCCGAAGGGGGUCCCCGGCGUGGCUGGCGCGAGGAGACGGGCGUCCACGUCCAGUACUGCGGCUCCGAUGGAUAGAAAAGCCUACAUGUGGGCUCGUUAUGCGGACUUGAGACGGCUGGUUCACGAGUUAAUUCCCCCUGGUGCAUGCAAGUCUCUCAGCUCGUCCGCCAUCUACGCCAAUAAUGAGGUCAGCUUGGCCGAAGUGGACAUUUACGGCUUUGACUACGACUACACACUGGCUCUGUAUUCCAAUGCGCUCAACAACAUGAUUUACAACACCGCGAGGGACUUUCUUAUUGAGCACUUCAAGUACCCUGAGGGAAUCCUCAAGUAUGAUUAUAUUCCUAACUUUGCUGCUCGGGGGCUUCACUAUGAUAUCCAAAAGGGUCUCCUGAUGAAGAUAGAUGCCUUUCAUUACAUUCAACCAGGAACAGUAUACAGAGGCCUGAAGCCUGUGCCAGACGAGGAAGUGCUCAAACUCUACGGGGGAACUUUCCAUAUCCCCUUGCAGCAGGAUAGUGGCUUCUAUGGAAAGGGCCCGAAAGUGAAACAGUUCAUGGAUAUCUUCUCUAUCCCUGAAAUGACGCUCUUGGCCGUUGCAAAUGAUUUCUUCAUCAGCAAUGACAUUGAUUACGAUCCAGUUCAUCUCUCCAAAGACGUCUCUGAAGCAAUUGGCAUGGUCCAUCUAAAAGGCUUCAUGUACAAGUGGAUUAUGCAAGAUCUUGACAAAUUCAUUCUGAGAGGAGAGGAGACAGAUGCCGUUUUGCACAGACUAGUCAGUCAUGGGAAGAAGCUUUUCCUCAUCACCAACAGUCCCUUCAGCUUUGUCGAUAAAGGCAUGACGCACAUGGUGGGAAAAGAAUGGAGAGACUUCUUUGACGUCAUAAUUGUGCAAGCAGACAAACCCCACUUCUUCACGGACUGUGUCAAACCCUUCAGACGCUUAGAUGGAAAUGGGGACCUUCGCUGGGAAAAGAUCAGCAGUUUAGACAAAGGCCAGAUCUACAAACAGGGAAAUCUAGUUGACUUUCUCCGGCUGACGGGCUGGCGAGGAUCCAAGGUUCUUUACUUUGGAGACCAUCUUUAUAGCGACUUGGCGGACCUGACACUCAGACACGGGUGGCGCACGGGUGCCAUCGUACCUGAAUUGGAGCAAGAAACAAAAGUUGUGAGCACUGAACGCUACUCUGUCAGCCUCACUUGGCUGCAGGCCCUCACUGGCCUAAUGGAAAGAUUACAGACACACCGCGAUCCGGACUCUAAACAGGUGCUGGAAGAGUGGCAGAAAGAGCGAGAAGAACUCAGAGUGAUGACGAAGAACUUGUUCAACCCUCAGUUUGGCAGCAUCUUCCGAACAUGCCACAACCCCACGUACUUCUCCAGACGUCUGUCUCGUUUCUCCGACCUGUACAUGGCUUCCCUCAGCUGCCUUUUGAACUACGACCUGUCGUACACCUUCUACCCACGCCGUACCCCUCUGCAGCAUGAGGCGCCGUUGUGGAUGGACCAGCUCUGCACCGGCUGCAUGAAAACUCCGUUUCUGGAGGAGAUGGCCCAAAUUCGAUGAACAGGUGCAUUUUUGGCCACUCCGUUGUCUUUGACAACACUGACCUCGUUGUGUGCAGGAUGACGACAUGGAAUUGUACAUAAUGACCAGUUAAGCCAAAGAUGUAGAUUCAAAACAGCCCUCAUAAGUUAUGUUGCUUGGGCUGCUUCAAUUUGUGGAAAAAAAAAGAAAACUUCAAGCGCACAAUUAGCUUUUCUUAUUUCAUUGUGGUAAUGAACUCGUAUGUGCAAUUCACCUUUUCACCUCCAGCAGUCAUGAACCACAUUUAGAAUUUACUUAAAGACUGUAUAUUAAGUUCUAAACUUUCGUGUAAUUUACAAACAAGAACACAAAUGCAAGUGAAUUUCUAUUAGCAUCAAGGCCACACUUUCAAAAAGAUUUUUUUUUUUUUUUUAAACACAG